Messenger RNA from Punica granatum (pomegranate), 3576 nucleotides. The record is from RefSeq and is a predicted model, not a curated record. NCBI's taxonomy places the organism in Eukaryota, Viridiplantae, Streptophyta, Magnoliopsida, Myrtales, Lythraceae.
GGUUGAGCGGUUAAUUCCUUUAACUCUCUCCCCCUCUAUAUGCCCUCUCUCUCUCUCUCUCUCUCUCUCUCUCUAAGUUGCGACUUGCUGAUCGAUAACUUGAAGAAGAAGGGUGCACACGUUAACCGAAUCUCCUCCCUCUCCACUGGUGCGUACGUUAAGCCCCCCUCCCCGUUUCUGUAGAAGAAGAACGCAGAACAAGAGGAACACAGCCACAGUUCAGUCCCGUCGGCAGGUUUGCUGAACAUGUAGAGAGAGAGAGAGAGAGAGAGAGAGAAGGGGGAGAGUCGUCCGUACAGUCCCUUGACACAGAUCGGAAUUGAUGAUCCAUGUCGAAGAUGAAGCACCUCCUGAGGAAGCUCCACAUCGGCAGCGGCGGCGGCGGAGGAGCGGCCGCCCUCAGCGAGCCCCAUCGCCUCGACAUAGGCGACAGCCUCCGCCCCGUUCCAGUCCCCAGCCCUAGCCUGUCCCCUGGCCCGAUCCCUGUCCAGCCGGUCCGGAGCUCUUCGCCGACGCCGCCUGAUUCGCGCUCCGACGAAUUCAGCUUCUUCGAGGAGGAGUUCCAGGUGCAGUUGGCCCUGGCGAUCAGCGCUUCCUCCGCGGAUCACGUGGACCCCCGUGAGGACCCUGACGAGUCCGCUCAGAUCAACGCUGCCAAGCGGAUUAGCCUUGGGUGCCCUGCGGCCGAGGGCGGCGGCUGCGAUUCCGGUGCCCUCGUUGAGCUUCUGUCCCUCCGGUAUUGGAGCUACAAUGUUGUAAAUUAUGAUGAAAAAGUGAUGGAUGGAUUUUAUGAUGUGCAUGGUAUUCAAUCAAGUACGGUAGGGCAAGGAAAGAUGCCUUCAUUGGUGGAUCUUCAAGCAGUAUCCAUUUCAGCUAAUAUUGAUUAUGAAGUGAUAUUAGUAAACCGCGUAGUUGAUCCCGAGCUUCAACAGCUUGAGACGAUGGCAAUGGCAUUGUCUGUGGAGAGCCGGGCUUCAGAGUAUGGUCCUAUUGUUAGUGGCUUGGUUCAGAAAGUUGCUGAUAUGGUUGUAAAUAGGAUGGGUGGACCAGUUUUUGAUGCUGAUGAAAUGGUCAAAAGGUGGACCUUGAGAAGUUAUGAGCUCCGAAAUUCACUAAAUAGCAUUGUACUUCCUCUUGGACAACUUGAUAUUGGGCUUUCACGUCACAGGGCAUUGCUUUUUAAGGUUCUAGCUGAUAGGAUUGAUCUUCCCUGUAAGCUGGUGAAAGGGAGCUACUAUACUGGCACUGAUGAGGGAGCUGUUGACUUGAUCAGAAUUGAAAAUGGAAGUGAGUACAUCAUUGACCUGAUGGGUGCUCCUGGCACGCUUAUACCUGCUGAGGUGCCCAGCAUUUAUGUUCCAAAUCCGGAACUCGCUAUAAGGAGCUCUGCCGAGAUUUCAUCUGUGGUGCUUGAUGGAGGAAGUCAGACUCUGCUAGGGGAAACUGAUCUUGGCAUUUUCCCUCGAAUUGUUGGCUCAAAGCCAAGUGGACUACCUGCUAUUGGUCCGAAACGAGAUGAAAUGAGUUGUGCUGAGAAAAAUCAGACUGAGAGGUUUGAACAUGAGUUUGGGAAGCUUCUUCCUUCACUUCGUAUAUCACAUGAAAGUGAAUCAAGCAUUUCUGGGAAAGCAACACCUGCACAAAAGAUGAAGGUGAAAAAUGUUUCGAAGUAUGUCAUCAGUGCAGCUAGAAAUCCUGAAUUUGCGCAGAAGCUUCAUGCUGUUUUGCUGGAGAGUGGAGCCUCGCCUCCACCUGAUUUAUUUUCAGAUACAGAUGGAUCAGAUUUAAGUGAAUGCAAGGUUCCUAAGAACUUUUUGGCCAGAAAUUUUGGAGAUUAUCCAGCUCAAAGUAAUCCAGAUAAGUUCUCCAUGAGCCAUGAGCAGAACUUGUAUUAUAAUGGCAUCCAGUCAAUACAUGAUGCAAGAUAUUGUCGCGAUUCUGAAAGUUGUGCAAUUGACUUUUUGGGAAAACUCGCCAAGUUGGACACAAAUGCUUCGGGUCCUUGUUAUACUCUCUCUUCUGAAGCUAAUAGUGAGGGGUUUGUGCUUGUUAAGCGUGGAUCCAAAGAACGGAUUCAGACUGAUGCUCUGAGCUCAGUUGAUCCGUACCAAAGGCAAGUAGGUAAUGCCACAAUGAGUGGCAAUGACCACUGUCUUCAAGAAAGAGCGGAUAAUAGCACGCAAGUAUCUUGCAGUGGCGAGAAUGAGAAAUUAAACCCAGUCCUUGGUGAUGCUGCAGAAUGGGAUAUAAAAUGGGAGGAUCUGCAGAUAGGUGAACGUAUUGGUAUUGGUUCAUAUGGUGAGGUUUAUCGAGCAGACUGGAAUGGAACUGAAGUUGCUGUGAAGAAGUUCCUCGACCAAGAUGUUUCAGGAGAGGCCCUGGUCCAGUUUAAAUGUGAAGUUGAGAUAAUGUUAAGGUUAAGACACCCUAAUGUUGUGCUCUUCAUGGGAGCAGUCACACGUCCCCCUCAUUUCUCCAUAUUGACAGAGUUUCUCCCGAGGGGGAGUUUAUACAGAUUAUUACACCGUCCCAAUCCCCAGCUAGACAAAAAGAGGCGAAUGAGGAUGGCUUUUGAUGUGGCUAAGGGGAUGAACUACUUGCACACUAGCCAUCCCACGAUUGUGCAUCGAGAUCUGAAGUCUCCCAAUCUUCUCGUGGAUAAAAAUUGGGUGGUUAAGGUAUGUGAUUUUGGGCUAUCGCGCAUGAAGCACCAUACUUUCCUGUCUUCGAAGUCCACUGCUGGAACACCUGAGUGGAUGGCACCGGAAGUUCUAAGGAAUGAACCAGCCAAUGAAAAGUGUGAUGUUUAUAGCUUUGGUGUGAUAUUAUGGGAGUUGGCUACCAUGUGUAUCCCAUGGAAAGGAUUGAACCCAAUGCAGGUGGUUGGAGCUGUUGGAUUCCAAAAUAGGCGCCUCGAGAUCCCCGAAGAGGUUGAUCCGACAGUAGCACAAAUAAUACAUGAAUGCUGGGAAACGGAUCCACACCUAAGGCCUUCCUUCACCCAGCUCAUGUACCGUCUAAGGCGUCUUCAACAUCUGGUUGUGGACCCCAUUAACCCUGGAUCGGAAGCUAAAGCCUCGUAAAAAUUGAUUGAGGCGCUGUAUACCCUGUAAUAAUAGUUGGACACCAGGGUCCCCGCUCAAAGAGCUGGAGGCUGCAACCGUUUCUUCUACCUCCUUUUUUUUUUCCCCCCUCCAAGAAGGAUCCACAACUCGAAAGUCGAGUUAAUUCUUCGAUCGGAGUUGAGUGUUGGAGCUCAUUCAAAUUGGGGGCUCGGCACCGAAAAGGAAUUUGAACUCAGAACAAGGGAUGGGCAGAGACUUCCUCCAAGGGCUCUGAGGGAUUGGGAGUUCAGUCGUUUACUUGUAAGAAACUGCAGAAAAAGGAACACACAAAAAUAGAGAGAGAGAGAGAGAAGAAAGGAAAAAAAAAAAAAAGACUGAUUUUUAACUUUAAGAUGUAUUAUUAUUAUUCAUGCGGCAUCGAAUUGGGCAAGUGUAAACAUUCGACGUCCGCAUGCUUUCCUGUUCCUGUGCAAUUGAAAAAAGGGAAAAGAAAUUUGUUGAUAUUGCCUAA